ACGAGUAUUUUGCUAAUGCGCCACAGUUAAGGGAAAGCCCACCAACAUCGGUCUUCACUCGGAGUUUUACAGCCAGACAAUCAAGUUUACUCUGUGAACACGUUUUUAUUUGUAACUUUUGCUCAUUUAACCAGGUUUAAUUAUGGUUAAAGUUACAUUCAACUCCGCUUUGGCACAGAAAGAGCUGAAGAAAGGAGAAAAGGACGAGGCUCUAAUCCCACAGGAAGGGGAUGUGGAGGAGGUUCUGCGGGUCAGGCAGCAGUCCUGGGCCUGGUGCUGGUGCGUCUGUCUGGGUCUGGCCCUCAUGCUGUCCGGGGUGGUGGUCGGUGGAGCUUACCUGUACAAGCAUUACAGCAUAGAGGAUUUUUUCAGUGGCGAGCAUGGUGCUGUUCUGCAGGAGGAUGAGGUGUAUUUCUGCGGCGUGAGCUACAGCGAGCAGAACUACAUGAUUCCCGACAGCGAAGAGGAGUACAGCGCACCUCUGAAGAGGCUCGAUGAACGAGUGCGGAUCCUGGAGAAGCAGCAGGUGGAGCUGAUCAGCGUGCCCGUGCCGGAGUUCAGCGACAGCAAUGCAGCCGAGAUCGUGCACGACUUCGUCCUUCAUCUGACUGCUUACCUGGAUCUGAGUCUGAAUAAGUGUUACAUCACCCCUCUGAACACCUCUGUUGUCAUGCCACCCAGAGACCUUCUAGAUCUGCUCAUCAACAUCGAGGCCGGCACCUACCUGCCGCAAUCAUACAUGGUGCGUGAGCAGAUGGUUGUAACUGAGAAGGUGGAGGAUUUGGAGCAGCUUGGUUACUCCAUCUACAUGCUGUGCAAAGACAAAGACACUUACAAUCUACAGCGCAGGGACACCAUAUCAGGCAUUCAGAAGCGUGAGGCUCUCAACUGCCACAAAAUCCGCCAUUUUGAGAACAAGUUUGUGUUGGAGACGCUGAUCUGUGAAUAGUUCCAGCAUGAAGAAGCGUUUCUGAGAAAUUCCACUCGAGUGCAGUGCGACGUUAGCGUGUGACCUCUGACCUCCUGCUCUUUCCUUUUCUGAAGCUCUUCCCGUUUCCUCUCUGUGUGUGUGGUGCUUCUGCUCUCUGACCUUUUCCUCCGUGCAGCAGCAGGACGGUGGAGAAGGAGAGGAAAGUCUCUCUCUCUCUCUCUCUCUCUCUCUCAGUGAAUUAACAAUUUCACGUGAACUUUUCUUUUUGUAAAAUAGGGAUGAUUAUUUUGGUGGUAGUUUAUUUUGUUUCGAGAUCAAUAUUAAUUCCCCUGAAUGGACUUAAAACACAUUUUGUAUAGUUAAAGGCACGUGUAUAAACAUAAGGCAAUAAAAAACACUUUUGUGUCUUUA
Molecule: messenger RNA, 1342 nt
Organism: Tachysurus vachellii
Lineage: Eukaryota; Metazoa; Chordata; Actinopteri; Siluriformes; Bagridae
Gene: itm2ba
Product: integral membrane protein 2Ba
Exons: 6
Coding region: 143-949 (268 amino acids)
Biological process (GO): negative regulation of amyloid precursor protein biosynthetic process
Cellular component (GO): plasma membrane; extracellular exosome; Golgi apparatus
Molecular function (GO): amyloid-beta binding
Source: RefSeq, a predicted model, not a curated record